UUUUUUGGAAAAGUGUGCGCGCGAGCGUGUGUGUGUGUAAAGUUGGUGUGUAUAGCCAAGGUAAAUAGGUAGCUGGGCCUAGGCUUGCAAGGCUUCCUUUGGGUUUUUCCUUUUCAAAAUGUCCACGCCAAAGAAUGUAAAGGGAUCUUCAUACCAUCGGUACUCAUCAUUUGGUUCUGCAAGAUCAAGUAGAUCGACCGGUCGUAGAAGUAUGGGGAUUUUCAAUACGAGCAGCAGAAGAUCAUUUCUUCCCUCACCGAACGUCAGUACACGGAGCCCUGCAACUCGGAGGUCCUUUUUACAGUCGUCAUUCCUCGCAGAAGAUAGUUCAUCAAAUAAAUUGGAGAGUUACGGAUCACCUUUACCUGUCUUAGUUGCAGAAGCCCUCACUCUUGCUGACCGUACUACCCAGAUUACAGUUAAGGUUGAUGCUUCAGGAUGGGCAUGGCUGGUGUGUGGUCGAAAAAUGUUCAUCUGGUGCUUCGAGCAAAGAAGUUUUGCCAAGGCAACAGUUUUUAAAGAAUUAGCCCUGCCACCGAGUGAACUAAGCCACCAAGCCAAGUUAGCUGGUAUCGUGGUAGGAGAAGAUGGUGUUGAGAUGGCAGUCAUCCUGGUUUCUCCAGAAGGUAUUGUUCGCUACUGGCCUAACAUCGCUAAUGGUGAAGCCUUCAUUGAGAUCAGUGCUGACUUGGAUGGUCAAGAGGCCUUCUCCCUCACUACCGUCCAGCCAUUUGGUUUUAUUUUAGCAACGACUACCAACCAACUGUACCUCUUCUCCCCAUCAACAUCAGGCAUUCAGAACACAGUUACAUGUUACAGCUUAAGUGAAAACUCUGGAAUGCUUGCUAAGUUCUCAUCCUUUUUAUUUGGUCAUCAAAAAUCAACAGCUCCUGGUGUGAGGAGCAUCUUGGCUGGAGAAGAACAAGAAUCUGAAAUGCUGCCGCUGUAUGUCAUUCAUAAUAAAUAUCUACAAAAAUGGCUUAUUUCAGAUCCAGGCACCGAGAAGAUAGUCUAUGAAGUUAAUGUUGAAGAAAUGCUUCUUAAUGAAUUGAGUAAAGAUUCUUCUGAUAGUGACAUGAAUGUACAUUUGAUUAGCGGCCAUUUAUCUGGUGACACAUUGGUUGUACUAUGUGGAUUUUACAGCAAGUCAUCCCCAUCUGUCUUGCGCUUCGCACUCGCAAGCUUCGAUGUAAGUCAAAGUGCACCACCAACCAGCCUACAGUCGUUCAAUCUCACCCCUUACCAGAUACCCUUUCAGGAGGAAGAUGAAACAUACUUAACAUACAAGGUACUGCAUUCUGGCAACACCUCCUACAUCUACAGCCGCAAUGUACUAUAUACUUGUACAGCAACUGAUAAUGGUCCUGCAUUUGACAAGAUAGAGUUGAACCAGCCUGGCGAUGGAAUCCUUGGGGCAGGAUUGAGUGAAACAUUGCCAGUCUUCUUCACCAAUAAUUUUGGUCUUGUUUCUGUGAAGGUCAAUCAAAUGGAAGCAAGUUACCUUCAAGAUGAAUCAUUUGCAAGUACAAGUGCCAAACUCGAGCAAUCAAUGGCACCAGUGCCAACAAUUUCAGAAAUAAGUGACAUUGCUGUUGAUAAAGUCACCGGACUUAAGAGUGUGUUCAUAAAGGCAUGUGGUCACAAAAAGGAUGUUGCUGAAUCCCUAUUGGAGAAGAUAUUCCCUAAUAUAUUUGAGUCUGCACCCCAAGCCAACUCCUCAUUGGAUCAGACCGUUGUGAAGAUAAGUCAGGAUGUGAUAGACGACUUCCCAGCCUCUGACCCACGCUGGGCUGACUCAGUACCUGGGGACCCCUCAUCUACAACAAGUUCUGUGAUCAUUCUCCACCAAUUAGAAGACAAGCUCAAAGUUCAUGAUCAAUUCAUCUUUUUCCUCAAGUCCAUGUCCAUUUGGAAUAAGCUACAUUCUGUUAUUGUGAGAAACAAACCAAUGAGUACUUAUAUGGUGUUAUGUGAACAUGCUGAGAAAAUAGUAGCUGCCAUUGCUCUGAGGAACCUUCAUACUUUACAUCCUAACUUGGUUGAUGCAGCCAUUGUACAAGUUAUUCAAAGCCGUGGUUCUACAAGAGUUCCGUCAGGUCUCACUGUUCAGGACGUGUUUUACAGACAGGUAUCAAGAAUUAAUGAAAUAUUAGAACAUCUGUUCGACUACGAGAAAGCAAUGCUGUCUGCAGAGUCGAGCCCACCUGGACAGCACAUGCAGAUCAUUGUGGCUGUCAAUGAAAUCUUUGAGGGUAUGUUGCAGAAGGCAUGUCAGUUUCGUUCAUCCAAGUCACUAGUCUACCAAUCAGAUGAUAAUAUAGUCACUUUACAGCUCCAGUGCUUCCCGUGGACAGCUUCGGAGGGGGCACGUGGUGUGAGAACAUUGCUUAGUCAACAGCAUGCAAUCACACUUAGCAAAGGACUUCCAGAAGUAAGCAACACACAACAGAAGCGUACUCUCUUUCAGCAGUUAGUGGACAUAAUUGAAAUAAUCUUGAAUGGCUUCCUAGCUCAGCUGAAUUCACUCAAAGAUGAUGUCGGUGAAGAUGACAACCAGUACUCGCAGCUCUUACAUAAGUAUCAACAGGAACGCUAUAACCUGAUUAUGCCACUCGUUGAUUUAGGGCAGAACGACAAAGUAGCGUAUUUGGCGGAGAAAUUCUGUGAUUUUGGUAUCCUUGUCCGUCUUUGUGAAGCCACAAAUGAUAAUGCAAGACUACAGCGGUAUAUGAAUCAGUUUGCAGACAGGGGGUUUUCAGAGUUUCUGUUCAAGUACUACAUGGAUGAAGGUAAAAGGGGAAAACUCUUAUCACAUUCAUUUGGCCGUCAACAAGAGCUGGCUAAUUUUCUUGAAUCGCACGACAACCUUAGUUGGUUACAUCACAUUCACACCAAUGACUAUACACAGGCACAUGAAACUCUGUGGAGGAUAGGUCAAGAAGAGGUCAACUCUCUUUCAAAGAAAAAGACUCUGCUUAGCUUGAGUAAGUUGUCAAUGUUAGCAAGUGAGAAUCCAGUACAGAAGAACAUUGAUGAUUUGAAUACACAGUUGGAUAUUAUACUUCACCAGGAAACAUUACCUCAACCUAUCUUGCAGGAGCUGAAUAUGGAACUAAAUGAAAUGCCACCCAUGGAGCCAGCCAAUCUUAUUCAGCUUUACAUCAGUGAUGCUAACUGCGAUGCAAAUGAGUAUGACUUUAAGAAGGCUCUGGACCUACUGCAGUUUGUCUCGCAAGAUGACCCCACCUACCAUACACUCAAACUUAACAUCUGGUGCUCAGCAAUACUUAAGGACCAAUGGUCAGGAGUGGAGGGCAUUGAUCCCAUCUCAAAGUGCAAGCAAACUGUGUUUUUCAAAACACUUGAAAUGGCCCUUGCAGAAGGAAUGACAGAUGGAGAAUUGCUUCCAGAUGUAAAUACACUGUUGUCGUGCCAACAACUUGAUAGGUUGCAUGAUGAUAGACAGUUCAACUUCUUAAUCAAAGCGGCUUUCGAACAUCUGCAGCGACCAUGUCUGUGAACUACUCGCUGAGGCGACCAAAUCCUAUACCAACUCACUGCAGUGACCCAAGUCCUUUAGUGACGCACUGUAGUCACCAAGUCUUUGAACGACUCAUUGCAGAUUAAUAGAUGCAUCACGGAGCAAUCAUAGGAAUAGAUUUUCCUUGGGAUCUGGAGCAAUGGUAGAGCCUAGAGCCUGCUGGGGAUGGGGGAGAAGGGAAGUGUGCCAUGAUUAAUUAAUAAUGUGACACAUCAUGGAAAAAUCACAUGAAUAGAUUUUGCUUGGAUUCUAUGGCAAUGGUAGAGCCUAGACCCUUUUCUGGAUGUGGGGAGAAGGGAAUUGUUCCACGUUUAAUUAAUAAGUCUAUGUGAUACAUCAUGGAACAAUCACAGGAAUUGAGAUUUAAGGAAUAUUGUUGAAUAUGAAAAAGAAUCCUUGAAAUUUUGCAUCAGAGAGUAAAAUUAACUCUUCUAUUGGCAUUUAUUUAAUGUAAAAGUUCAUUGCAUAAUGUGUCACAUAAUGUGUUCACUGCAUAAUAUAUGAGGUUACCAUCCCAAAACCAGCUUACUAUCUCUAGUUGUUAAACUCUGUAAUUAGCAUAAGAAUGUGCCAGUAUUGUAUACUUUUGUACAGAGAAGCUGUAAUACUUUUACUCAUAACGUUGGCAAUAAUAAGUCGAUUGGUUACUGGUGCUGGUUUUUGCAUGGAAGGACACAUCAUUGUUUUUAUAAUAAACUUUUUCGUCAUGAAGUAUAGGACCCUAUUUGAAAUGCUUGGACACCUGUGAAUUUCUCAACAAUUAUUUUUGACAUUGCAGAUUUCUAGAUCAAUCUCAAAUGAAAUAGCAUUAAAUUGUGUGAAAAAAAAAACUUGUUUAUUAUUGUAGUCGUUGCAAUCAUUUAAUUACCUCCGCCAAAGAAGGUUAAUUAUGUAAUAAUUACUGCUUUUAUGUCUGUUAGCAAGAUUACGCAAAAGCUAAUGAAUGGAUCAUCAUAAAAUAUAGUGGACUGGUGCAUAAUAUUUGAAAAAGGAGAUUGUUAAUUUUUGUAAAGAAAAGGUUGAAGGACAAGGCCAAAGUCACAUAAAUUUCAUUGUUUACCCUAAACAUAAAAGAUAAUAAUGGAAUGGCCCAUAAUACACAGUCUGUGUAUUGUUAGGUAUUCAGGUACAGGGCACAGUUAUGCACUCCGUAGAGUGACUGCUCUAGUUUGUAGAUACCUCUCAUCCUAAAAAUUAUUAUUUACCAGUGAAUCUGUCCCUCAAUGACACUAUUAAGUGAAAAGGCUAUAUAGCUAAUGUGAAAAAAAAGAGAAAAAAAUAAUUGGCAACUUUUUCUUACUUUACUCCUACUCUGAGUUCUUAACGUUUUUUUUUUAAAUAUGAAUUAUUAACUUGCCAGUCUUCUCUGGUUUUAAGUGUGUAUAUUUAUUCUUAUUACUUGAUACUGUUCUUGUUAAUAACGUAUUCUCUGUCAUAAGCUAAACAAUUGAAAUUUAUUUCUAUUAAGUUACAAUUAAUAAUUUGAAUGAAAAAAAAAUCCAAGAUAGUUAAAUAUACCUUUCUUAUAUUCUUGUGCAUGGACCCUUAAUAUCAGUUGUAAUUUAUUCAUAACUUACCUCCAGGUAGAACACACAGAAAUUCAAUAUACCAUAGUGUACAUCAUGGAGGAAUUAGUUGGUGUACAUCUAAAUAUAGUAUGUACAGAAUUACAAACGGUUGACCGAGAAGUAUUGUUCCUGCUUAUUGUGCUGUGACUCCAGUGCAGACCCGGACAGCAUCUGUUUUUAAUUGGGAGUCAGAUUGCUUAACAAGAUGAACAUAUUUGUAUCCAUAUGUUUGUAUCCGUUUUGGUCUAAUGGGGUAUGAUACUUGCUUUGAGCGAGCAGUAGCAAGUUCGAAUCCAGCCAGAGACGCUUUU
Anneissia japonica is the source of this 5420-nucleotide messenger RNA. RefSeq names its product nuclear pore complex protein Nup133-like. Lineage: Eukaryota; Metazoa; Echinodermata; Crinoidea; Comatulida; Comatulidae. Gene Ontology annotation, molecular function: structural constituent of nuclear pore; protein binding. Gene Ontology annotation, biological process: transcription-dependent tethering of RNA polymerase II gene DNA at nuclear periphery; poly(A)+ mRNA export from nucleus; protein import into nucleus. The coding region runs from base 119 to 3520 and encodes 1133 amino acids. Gene Ontology annotation, cellular component: nuclear pore outer ring. The transcript has 34 exons. The record is from RefSeq and is a predicted model, not a curated record.